UCAUUAUCCAAUGGUCAAGUUCUCUCAAUUGUGACGUAAGGGACACUAGAAAUUAGAAUUUCUAAAAAUAUUCCAUGUCAACAUGUGCGGUGGAGACCGGGGAAACGUCGGGCAAAGAGGAUAUCAGUCUCACAACAUGUCUUCACCAACUGCAGACGUCUUCCGAUGUGGCUUGCAAAUGUAUCAGCUGUCCCCAGAUUCAAAGCGGCUUGGGUCAUACACAGAGGACAGAACAUAUGAUAGUUUGGAUGGAAGUUCCACAGAGUUGACUGAUGUGUUUGAAGAAGAGGACUGUAUUCAGGAUGAAGGCUGGAGUACCCCUGUUGCAGACCUGAAACAGAAAAUUGCAGCUCGGCUAGAAAACUAUCUUACCAAUGAGAGCCUGUCUGAAGAUGCCUUUUUACUGAAACAUGUUCAGAGGAACAAGAAGGGCUACGUCAGUGUGAAGUUACUAACUUCAUUCAAAAAGAUCAGGGAGCUCACACGUGACUGGCGAACCACUCUGGCUGCGGCUCGCACCACGCCGCAGCUGGAAGUCAACGAGGAGGGAACCAAGGUGCGACGGAGGGACCCAGUGCCCGACUGGCUACUGUGUGUCCCCACCAGCAAGCUGCUGCUGGCCUGGAACCUCCUGGGAGGAGAGGACAACGAUGAGGAGAGCGUAGCCCCGGGGGUGGAGCAGCAGAGCCUGAUGGAGACAGCCAUGAGACUAUUUGGCUGCUACGGCACCAUCACGUCCCUCCGCAUCCUGCGCCCAGGGAAGGAGAUCCCUGCCGAGCUCAAGAGGUAUGCAAAGAAACACAUGGAGCUGGGGCGUAAGGUGUGUGCCGUGGUGGAGUAUGAGUACCUGGAGGGGGCACGGCGGGCCUAUGAGGCCCUGCAGGCUGAGGAGCAGCUACAGGGGAACAGGGCUGUACGCGUGGUACUCCUAGGCAGCAGGGGCACCAGGAAGCCAAGGGGCAGCCAGGACCGCACAGAGGAAGAGUCUGAGGACGGCAUCGAGAAUGUGUGCUCGAGGAAGCCCAACCGCAAGGGCAGACGCUACCUGGGCUACUCCCUGGAGGACUCUGCCCUCUACAGCUCAUCUGAGUCUGACUUCGCCCCCGCCUCGCCCAGGCCCAACCGCAGAGUCACACGACCUCAGGCUCUGUACGGCAGCCCCCUGGCCAUCCCCCGGGUGUCCUCCUUCCGCUCAGACCCCUACAAGAACCCAGUUUGUAGCCCUGUGGGGAGUCCCCUCCUGCCCCGCAAGCUGUUCCCCAGUGGCCACACUCCGUCCCCGCUGGCCGCUCCAGAGAUCAGCAGCAGCCCUGUAUCCAGUGGCAAUGGAAGCUUUGGCAGCAGGAGCAAGUGCUCCGGGGACUAUUCCCAGGAAAGUUUGGGCUUUGUGGGGAGCCCCUGGGUCCACCGUCGGAAGACUGCCGCCCAGACAUUUUUUCCUGACAAAGGUGGGCCCCUCUCGCCUGGCCUGCCCAAGAGGCCACUGGGUGUGGUGGAUGUGCUGCGCCAGCCGCUUGGCCCUGAUGGCACUAAAGGCUUCUACAACUGCAUUGGCAGGGGGAUAUCAGCAAUGAUAAAGCCUGGCCAAAAUUACCUCUGCCCAAAGCAAGGAAUGAUUUGAUCUUAAUGUAACCACCAUAUAGUGUCCACAAUUACUUUUGAUUGUCUCAAUGUUUAUCUAAAUGAAAUGGGGGGGGGGCACGUUUGUCAAACUUAUGAAAAUGUUAUUUUGUAUUGAUUAAUAAAGAUUACGAUGUACUUUCAACAGUUCUUAUGUUAUUUCACUUUAUGCCCAGUAUGGACAAAAAUUAUCCUGACUAUGCAAUGAUCUCUCAGUACAUUACUAUUCUGGGGUGAAACAUGGUUUCAUUCCUGCCUCAACUGCUAAAGACACACGCAUAUACAGUCAUCUGAACUUCCCUAGCAUAACUUCUAAUGUAUGCGUCUCCACCAGGAUAAUGUUCUCAAUGAGUCAAGUCCCACAGGGGCAAUGGCCACCAUAGUCUGUCAAGCACCAUUCCCUGUGCCUGCAUGUCUUCUAGUGGGGUAUGUUCUACAAAGAUAGUAUUGUUUUUUUUGUUCUCUCACACUGCCAAGUUAUUUUUCCAAGUAAAUGGUGUAUGAAUAAUUUAUUCAUGUAGCAGACUGCCCUGUUAAAGCAUUCCUCAUUGAACAGAAAUACCUAUUCUCAUUUCUUUGACUAUGACCGUAACAGAGUGAGCAACACACAUUUUACAGUUCAGAGGCAAUAUGCAACUGUCCCCAUGCUAAAGGUACAGUGAUCACAAACGGAACAGUUUAAGCAGCACAAUCAUGCAGUUGUACAGAAAAAGCAAACUUUUAGCCACCUGAUGAUUUAAGCCAACACUAUAUUGCUUCUAUAAUGAUUAAGCAAAACCAUACAAUAUAAGAGUACAAGGCAUGGCUGUGAUGUUAAACUACAUUUGUAGAUGUAAUACAAAGUUCAAUCAGGAAGGCUGAUCUGAAUGCUUGUUUAAACAAUUCACUUUGUAUUCUAUGCCCGUAGAAUAGAAAAACAGCAUAGCAUCUUGUUUCAUCUCUUCCCAUUAGCCAAGUGCAGAAUGCCAUUCACCUAUUUACCUUAUAGCCUAUAAGCGUGGCACAAUAAUGCACAUUCCUCACGCUUGCCAUUUAACCUAUGGGCUCACACUUACCACCUUUCUCUCAACCAAUGGGUCUAAAUCUUGGGAUGUAUUUGUCAAUUUACCCUUGCUCUCAUACUUGCUGUUUUUCAGCAACAGUUUGACAACCAUCCACCUUCCUACCACCACCUAUAAUAACCUUGAAGGCCAUCAUAGGAACUUUCCUUCCAUUAU
This is a messenger RNA of Oncorhynchus kisutch (coho salmon), 2837 nucleotides long. It is a transcript of the gene larp6b, whose product is annotated as La ribonucleoprotein 6, translational regulator b. The record is from RefSeq and is a predicted model, not a curated record. Gene Ontology annotation, molecular function: mRNA binding. The transcript has 4 exons. NCBI's taxonomy places the organism in Eukaryota, Metazoa, Chordata, Actinopteri, Salmoniformes, Salmonidae. Gene Ontology annotation, cellular component: nucleus. Bases 83 to 1621 code for a protein of 512 amino acids.